Penicillium egyptiacum is the source of this 1203-nucleotide messenger RNA. NCBI's taxonomy places the organism in Eukaryota, Fungi, Ascomycota, Eurotiomycetes, Eurotiales, Aspergillaceae. The record is from the annotation of a GenBank genome assembly.
AUGGCUACCGACGACGAUAACUUCGACAUUGACAUCUACGGCGAUGGCACUUACAAUGCCAAUGAGCCGGCGGAGUUCAAGCAGGAUGAUUCGGAGCUCAUCCUGGAUGCUCCCGAGAAUCAGCCUGAGCCCAGCACCGGAUCAUCGAACACCGUCAAGCAGGAGAUCAAGCAAGAGAACCCUACUCCCGCUCAGAGCCAGCAAAUGAACAACAAUGGAGCUCCAUCGGCGCCUCAGCAGACGACACCCCACCAUGGUCUGCCUGCACCCCCGCAGGGAGUCAAGCGUAAGGAAUUCGAGGACCAAUCCGUUGAUCCUGAUGCCACAACUGCAUUGCUGAUCUCGGAUCUAUCCUGGUGGACAACCGAUGACGAUAUUCGAGGCUGGGCGAACCAGGCUGGAGUCGAGGACCAGCUGAAGGAUGUGACCUUCAGCGAGCAUAAAGUGAACGGCAAGAGCAAGGGUCAAGCAUUCGUUGAGUUUACCACAGCGCAGGCGGCGACUGCAACUAAGCACCACAUCGAAAGAAAUGAUGGUCCCGCGCGCAGGCACACUGUGCAAUACACCAGCCCACACCAAAACCCGUUUAAGACUCUCCCUAAGGAUACUCCGAUGCGCAAUGCUGGCGGUCGCGGCGGCGGCGCUGCCCACAGCACUGGCAACUACGGCAUGAACAACCACACUGGUGGCGGAUUCCGCGGCCGAGGCAGCUUCAGCCGCGGCAUGGGUCACAUGAACAACUUUAACAACCGCAACAACUUCAACCCCAUGGGCGGAUUCCAAGGUGGAGCUCCCAAUCCCAUGAUGGGUGGCUUCCAGGGUGCCCCUAUGGGCGGCAUGCAGAACUAUGGAUUCAACAAUCGCGGCAAUAUGAUGGGUGGUGGUAUGCGUGGUGGCGGUAUGCGCGGUGGUCGUGGCGGAAACAUGGGCGGUGCUCCGAACAUGAUGGGCAUGCCUGCUAUGACUCCCCCCAUGGGUGGCAUGGGCAUGAACCCGAUGGCUGGUAUGAACCCCAUGAUGGGCGGCGGCAUGGCAAGCGGCAUGGGAGGCAACAUGCCAAUGCAAGGACAGCAAGGUUUCCAGGGCCCCAACCCCGGAUUCAAUCAGGGCUACUACAACCCUAACAACCCCAACAAUCAGGCCAGUGGCUCCGACGGUGGUUCCUGGAACCCCCACGGCGCGAAGCGUAGCCGGCAAGACUAA